AUCGUGCCUCACAAAAUUCCCCACGCCUAGUAACAUAGCGUCUCUCUGCCAGCGUCUCUCUGCCACCGAUCCUCCCUCCCUGCGGCUCGCCGGGAACUCUUAAUCUCCUACUAUAUAUAUCCGCAUAAACGCAGCUUGAUACAUAUCUGUAAGGUCACAUUCGGAAUCAUGCUUCAAGCAGUUGAGGGUGCGUCUGAGGCCGUUGAGGCCGUUACUUUCAGUUUCAUGACGGCCAAAGAGGUACGGCGCCACAGCGUAAUGAAGGUUACCAAUCCCAAUCUUCUUGAUUUGGUGGGGUGUCCUACUCCAGGGGGUUUAUACGACCCAGCCUUGGGUCCUUCUGAUGAACGUGCUCAGUGUAAAUCAUGUGGUCAGCGUUCAUUUCACUGUCCAGGCCACUGUGGUCAUAUUGAUCUUGUUUCUCCCGUCUACAAUCCAUUGCUGUUUGAUAUGCUGCAUAAUCUUUUGCAAAGAACAUGCCUAUUUUGCUUUCAUUUUAAGGCAAGCAGGAGAGAGGUUGAGAACUGUGCCUCCCAAUUGAGAUUAAUAGCAAAAGGUGAUAUUAUAGGGGCCAAACAAUUAGGUGAAGCAUCAUCAGAAGCCAAACAAUUGGGUGAAGAAUUUUCAAAUGACUACAUUGAUACUGAUCCUGUGGACUGUGAGGGAAGCCAUAUGUCAGGCCUUACUGGUGAUUAUGGUUCACAAGAUCAUUUUGACCAUAAUAAACAGCAACCAUAUUGGGACAAUUUUCAGUUUACCGAAGCUAUGGCAGUGUUGAAUAAAUUUCUAAAGCCAAAGCCCACUAAGUGCAGCAAAUGCAAAGCAAAGAAUCCAAAGAUCAGUAAACCAACUUUUGGAUGGCUUCAUAUGGCUGGCAUUUCAAACACAGUACUUCGAGAAAAUAUUAUUGGAGGUCAUAAGUUGGAGGGAUGGAGCACAGGUGGAGCCAAAGAAAACAUUACUUCUGAGGUUGUGAAUGACUUUGAAACUGCUGAAACCAACUCAUUCCUGACUACGGAUGGAGUAGAAAAUUCUAUGACACCCAGGAGUCGUGAAGAUACUGUGUAUCAUGAGUUGGAAAAACAGAAGCGUAUUCUUUCAGGACCUCUUUUACCUUCUCAGGUCAGAGAUAUUAUAAAGCUCUUGUGGGAAAAUGAAGCUUCUAUCUGCUCUUUUAUCUGUGACAUUCAAAGCCAGAAUCUUAAUAAACCUGACAAGGUAGCAGGGCACUCUAUGUUCUUCUUGGAGGCUGUUCUUGUCCCACCUAUCAAAUUCCGUCCACCUGCGAAAGGGGGAGACUCUGUAAUGGAGCAUCCACAUACUGUUAUGUUAAACAAGGUCCUUCAGUCGAAUAUAGCCUUGGGGAAUGCUCAUGUUAACACUACUGAACGUUCUAAGAUCAUCAACCGAUGGAUGGAACUUCAACAAUCUGUAAAUGUUUUAUUUGAUAGCAAAACUGCAAUGGCUCAAGGUCAAAAAGAUGCUGGUACUGGCAUAUGCCAAUUGCUGGAAAAGAAAGAGGGUAUCUUCCGCCAGAAAAUGAUGGGGAAGAGGGUCAAUUUUGCAUGCCGAUCUGUUAUAUCUCCAGAUCCUUAUUUGGCUGUCAAUGAAAUUGGUAUCCCGCCUUAUUUUGCUCUCCGGCUAACUUAUCCAGAGAGAGUGACUCCAUGGAAUGUUGCAAAAUUGAGGGAUGCUAUUAUCAAUGGCCCUGAGAUCCAUCCUGGAGCUUUGUCAUAUUCUGAUAGAGUAUCCACAGUUAAGCUGCCACUAAAUAGAAAGAUGCGUGUAGCAGUAUCUCGAAAAUUGCCUUCUUCUAGGGGCGUGGUAACACAAUCAGGGAAGAACAGUGAGUAUGAAUUUGAGGGAAAAGUUGUAUACCGACACUUGCAGGAUGGGGAUAUUGUGCUUGUCAAUAGGCAGCCAACACUUCACAAACCCAGCAUAAUGGCACAUGUAGUUCGUGUUUUGAAGGGGGAGAAAACGCUUCGUAUGCAUUAUGCUAAUUGCAGCUCUUACAAUGCUGAUUUUGAUGGUGAUGAAAUGAAUGUCCAUUUUCCUCAAGAUGAAGUUUCUCGUGCUGAAGCCUAUAACAUUGUAAAUGCUAAUGAACAAUACAUCGUUCCAACAAAGGGUGAUACUGUUAGAGGCCUGAUUCAGGAUCAUAUUGUAAGUGCUGUCAUUCUUACAAUGAAGAAUACAUUUUUAACUCUUGAUGAGUUCAACCAACUUCUCUAUGGGUCUGGUGUGUUCAUGGCGGGGCAUGGUUCAUUUUCUGGAGAUCGUUCUCGGAAAGUUUCAACAGUAGACUCUGAGAGUUUUCUGCAGCCUGUAUUGCCUGCUGUGUGGAAACCAAAGCCUCUUUGGACUGGGAAGCAGGUCAUUACUUCAAUUCUAAACCAUCUGACAAGAGGUUUCGCACCUUGUACCAUCAGAAACAAAGGGAAAGUUCCGGAGAAAUACUUCUCGAAAGAUAAAGAUAAUACUGCUGAUAAUAAGUUUAUCAUUUGGAAAAAUGAGUUUGUACGUGGUGUACUUGACAAGGCACAGUUUGGGAAGUUUGGUUUGGUCCACACUGUUCAGGAGCUUUAUGGUUCAAACAUUGCGGGAGCGUUGCUCUCUGCUUUUAGUCGAUUAUUUACCAUUUUCUUGCAGACUCAUGGCUUCACAUGUGGAGUGGAUGACCUUAUAAUAUUGCCUGACUAUGACUCCAGAAGGAAAGAGCAUCUUGAAGGGAAUGAUGUUGGUGAAGAAGUUCAUGCUAAUUUUGUUAAGUUCAAACCUGGAGAAAUAGGUCCUGUAGAACUCCAGCUGGAAAUUGAAAAAGCUAUUAGCACAGAUAAAGAAAAUGCUGUAGCUUUCUUGGACAUGAAGAUGAAAAAUAAACUGAACCAAAAAGCAGAAAAGAUGGACAAAGAUUUGCUUCAGAAAGGAUUAUUAAGACCGUUCCCCAAGAAUUGCAUCUCUCUUAUGACAGUCACUGGGGCUAAGGGUAGUACGGUUAAUUUUCAACAAAUAUCAUCAUAUCUUGGCCAACAAGAGUUGGAAGGAAAGCGAGUGCCUCGGAUGGUUUCUGGGAAGACUUUGCCAUGCUUUCCCCCCUGGGAUUUCACUGCCAGGGCAGGAGGCUUUAUCAGUGACCGAUUUCUUACUGGUCUCCGUCCUCAGGAAUAUUACUUUCACUGCAUGGCUGGUCGUGAAGGAUUAGUAGAUACUGCUGUUAAGACUUCUCGCAGUGGAUAUCUUCAAAGGUGCUUGAUAAAAAAUCUUGAGAGCCUCAAAGUUUGUUAUGAUUAUACUGUCCGUGAUGCAGAUGGCUCGAUCAUCCAAUUUUACUAUGGUGAAGAUGGUAUUGAUGUGCAUCGAACUAGCUUUCUCAAAAACUUCAAGGCACUUCAAAAGAAUGAAGAAACCAUUCGUCAAAAGUUUCAUCCUGCACGCCAAUUCAAUUCUUAUAUUGAAAAAUUGCCUAAUGGACUUGAAGAAAGGGUGAAGAAAUUCUGGAUGGAGAGGAAGGCGAAGUUAGAUGAAAAAUCAAAGAAGUCAUUAGCAAAGCAUGUGCAAGAGGAACAUCUUGAGAAGCAAGUGGAGCAGCUAACUGCAGAUAAAAAGAAGCUAGCAUCAUUUCUUAAAUUAGUAGAACAGAAGUAUUUGUUUAGUCUGGUGCAAGCCGGGGAACCUGUAGGUGUAAUAGCUGGUCAGUCCAUAGGUGAACCAUCAACUCAGAUGACACUUAACACUUUCCAUCUUGCUGGCCGUGGGGAAAUGAAUGUCACACUUGGUAUUCCACGUCUUCAGGAGAUUUUGAUGACAGCUUCUGAUGUGAUUAAGACUCCUUUUUUGUCCUGUCCCUUCCGUGGGUGGACAUCAAGGGAUGAUGCCCAGUCCCUUCUAGCAAAAGUGAAUAAGAUCACUGUUGCAGACAUGAUUGAGAGCAUGGAAGUCCAUCUAUUGCCGAUAUCAAUUCACAACAAAAACAUUUCUCAAGUUUACAAGCUUAUUGUGAAGCUCAAAAAACAUGAUUUUGUCUCGUUGGAAGAUUGCAAGUAUACCCUCAAAUCUGCGUUUUUGAGGGAGUUGGAGGAUGCAAUUGAAAAUCAUUUGUCCUUGCUUUCUAAAAUUAGUGGCAUAAAAAAUUUCAAAUCCAGUGCUCAGUCAGUUGCAUCGAAUGAAACAGAUGAAAAUGCCUCUGGUGCCAAAUCUCAAGAAGAUAUGGCUGAUGAUGAUGAUGGUGAUGAGGAGGAUGAUAGAACUGAGGAUCUUGGUUCUGAUGCACAAAAAAGAAAACAGCAAGCUACAGAUGAGAUGGAUUAUGACGAUGGAUCUGACAAUGAGCUUUCUGAAAUGAAAAAUGAUGAGACUGAUGAUGUCAAUAGUAGGGAGGAAGAAGCUGGAGAUGAUGAUGAUGAAGAUGAUGAACUGAGAGAAUCAUCAAAGCCUAAAUCAAGUGAGAAAAAGACCAAGUCUACAACUAAAGUAAAGCGAAAAAAGGAAAUCUUUGUGAAAAAGGAAUCUGACAGGGCUAUUUUUGUGGGAACAAAAGGGUCAUGCUUUGAGGUCCAGUUCAGAUUUACAAAUGAACCUCAUAUUUUACUAGCACAGGUGGCUCAGAAGACUGCAAAGAAAGUUUACAUCAAGAGUUCCGGGAAGAUCCAUAAUUGCAGAAUGGUUAAAUUUGAUGUGGAUGAAAAUACGGUACUUUGGGACGGGGAGAAAAAGGAAAAAGCCAAGAGGCUUCAGAACAAUGAAAGCAAAAAUGCUCCCUUUUAUUGGGCACUGAAAGCUGCUGGAGUGGAUUUUGGUGCAUUUUGGGAAUUGCAGGAUGUACUUGAUGUGAAUCGAAUAUACAGCAAUAAUAUCCAUGCCAUGCUGCAAACAUUUGGGGUCGAAGCUGCCAGGGCAAGUCUCAUCAGAGAGGUGAAGACUGUGUUUGGUAUUUAUGGUGUUGAGAUUGAUUUUCGCCACUUAAGCCUGAUUGCAGACUACAUGACCCACAAUGGUGGCUACCAACCAAUGAGCAGACAUGGAAGAAUAGCUGAUUCAUUGUCACCCUUUUUGAAGAUGUCUUUUGAAACCGCGUCCAAAUUUAUAGUAGAAGCAGCAUCUCAUGGUAUGACGGACAACUUGGAAGCACCGUCAUCCAGAAUAUGCCUUGGCUUACCCGUCAAAAUGGGUACUGGUUCUUUUGACUUGAUGCAAAAGUUGGAAAUUGAUGCACAAUAAGAACCCACCACUGUUGUGCACUUUUCUAAUGCGAUUUUUGUUUAUCAUUCAAAUUAAUCUUUUUUAAAAUUUUUGUUUUGCAACUUGUUUACCGACAGUCAGAAAUUUUGAUGAAGCCAUUUGGUCAUUGAGCAUAAGAUAUUUCCUUUAUUCUGUUUUGUAUUUAAACAAAUAUGAUGAAAAAUGGCAUUCAGCCAAGAUGUAUUGGGAACGAAAUGAUUUCGUUUGAUGGAGCGUAAAUCUCGUUUACGUUUUAUGUUGCCAACA
Molecule: messenger RNA, 5487 nt
Organism: Ipomoea triloba (trilobed morning glory)
Lineage: Eukaryota; Viridiplantae; Streptophyta; Magnoliopsida; Solanales; Convolvulaceae
Product: DNA-directed RNA polymerase I subunit 1
Exons: 21
Coding region: 169-5220 (1683 amino acids)
Biological process (GO): DNA-templated transcription
Cellular component (GO): RNA polymerase I complex
Molecular function (GO): DNA-directed RNA polymerase activity; DNA binding
Source: RefSeq, a predicted model, not a curated record